GAAACGGAUCCCAUUCCCACAUAUUCUGGAGUUCCUAAGAAGAAAGAGGUUUGUGUUUGUAAUUCGUGGUCGAGUGACGAAUACCAGUCGGAAGCGACCAAUACGUCCAGACAUCACAAAGCGAACCGCAAUAGGAAUGAACCGUACGAUGCGUUGAGUACCGGGAGAUCACUAUACCAUCAGCCGAGAAGACGCGCCGACACUAAAAAUUAUUGUCCGAAAGGACUGUCAGAUACUGAGAGCAUAUCAAAUGAGAGACAACUGAAGAGUCCGGCGUCUAAUCAUAAGCGCUCCCACAGUAAUAGUAGUCAACGAACAGUCGAUAGUGGAAAGGACUCUGCGGUGAACAGCCCAUCCCUGUCCAGUUCCUGCUGUACUGAACCCUUCUUCCUACACGAACCGCAUAUGACUUCAAACGAUAGGGUAAAGCAGUUGUUUGAAAAAGAGAAGAGAAAUGGAGCUCUCGUUUCGAGGAUUAAAGAGGAAUAUGUUCUCAAUUCCAAGAAUAACAAGCAUUUGGUGACGGCAGAAAUACACCAAAUAUCUGAUGAUUGUAUGAGUCUUUCGGAGUCUAGUGAUCCGAUCCCUGACUAUGACGUCGAUGAACCCCAGAGUAAGACAUUGACGAUGGGUUCAGACGAUACGGUCAGUCCAAACGGACAUGGAUUUGGAGUGUCGUCCAUAUCGUCGUCAGAGGUCUGCAGCACCAGUACUGAUGAGGGUAUAUAUCAAGAGGUUGAGGACGAGUUGACUGAGGAUGAGAGCUCAGGUCGACUCAAUUGUAGGCCAUUGGGAUUGAAUGAGAAUAACGACCACCAAAGCAAACCCAUACCCGUGCCGUCGAUAGGCUGUGCCAAUAAUGAACUGAAGCGUCAAAAAAGUGCUGUUCUUUGCAGUGAAGAAGUCAAAGAAGAAAAGAGAGACAACUCGAGCGAAACGUUAUGUGAAACGAAUAAGUCGUUAGAAAAUAAACGAUUAAUUAAUGAAACAGUUUCUCAUAAAAGCAAAACAGAUUUAGACCACAAUUCACAGCCAAAUGACAACAAUAUAGUCCCUCAGGGCCUACCGCCUCCACCUCCGCCGCCACCCCCACCGCCACCCAUUGCCACGCCAUACGUGUCUGCAAAUGAAGACUCAGAUAAGAAAUCCGAGAGAACGACCCGAUACGAGAAGUUUUCGGGUAAAAAGUCUAAACUACCGGCGCUUCCAUUCAUUCCGCCGCAGUUCGCGUCGCCUCCAGACAGUGACAUAAAUAUCCGUCCGUCGGAGUACUUGAAACACGUGGCCAACAGGACAGUGUCGGCCUUUCCUGUUCCCAAAUACGGGUAUUUGAAUCAACAAAACAAAUACUACGGAACUGAACGCAAAAUACAAAGAAGUGUUUCCGAGAAUCACUUGUAUGUCAAUAACGAUUACGAGAGUAUUAAAGGAAUUUCGGACAACAGUGACAAUGAAGACGAUGAUGACAUCAAAUCGACGACAACUGAUAUCUAUGGAUCAGAUUCUAAUGUCAGCGAAACUAAAUCAGUGGCUAAGAGUGAACCGACGACCUUCUCGGCGAAGAGUACGUUGUCGUCUGCGGUGUCGACCAUAUCUUCGGUUACAUUCAGUGUCACCAAAGAAGAGCUCCAAAAAGUGUCGCUCAAGAAGACGGAGAAGCCAUCGAACGAGAGGGCAGUCCUUCUCAGGAAAAAUGAUUUAAUAGAAGAACUGAAGGCAACCAAAGAUUUGGACGGAAUUAAGAAAGUGAAGGAACAGAAGAAGAAUAAAAAUGAGGUGAAGGAGAAGAUGGCAGAAAUUGCUGGCAAUUAUAUGACAGAGAAUUUUAUCGCUAAGAUCCCAGAAACGGACGCAAAGGGGGCACCAAUUCCUCAGUGGAAGCGGCAAAUGUUAGCCAAAAAAGCGGCCGAAAAGGCAAAGAAAGAGGCAGAGGAAGAGGUGGUGCGAGAGGUGGAAGAGAAGAGAGUGAACGCCAUUCCGGAGUGGAAAAAGUUGUUGAAAAAGAAAGAAGACGUUAUCACAGCGUCUCCUAAAUAUAUAAAGUAA
Oppiella nova is the source of this 2046-nucleotide messenger RNA. NCBI's taxonomy places the organism in Eukaryota, Metazoa, Arthropoda, Arachnida, Sarcoptiformes, Oppiidae. The record is from the annotation of a GenBank genome assembly.